GCCUUCUCGACCACACGCGUUGCAUGCAACUGUUGGUAUCUCGGACCCUUUUAUCAUAGCCUGGCUAGGUACCCGGACGAUCACGAGAGAAGGAAAUGCAUAUAAGUAAAGGCGAUGGAAGGUCGAGGAGGAGCUGCAGAACAUCAUCGAUACCAUACACGUUCAGCUUCAAUCUGUCAUAGCUCCUCCAUACAUAGCAAUACUACAUCAUAUUCACGCAGCAUCGCACCCUAAACACCUCAAACAUACCAGUUCCUACAGUCUUCAAAAUGACCACCCAAUCCUCCCAAGCUAUCGCCUUCUUCGGCGCAACAGGCGGUACAACCGCUGCCGCCCUCGCCCUCACCCUGAAAGCAGGCUACCAUUGCACAGCUCUCGCCCGCACCCCGGCAAAGCUCACCAGCCUCCUCACAACAACCUACGCCCUGCCCGACUCCCUCCUCACCAGCAACCUCACAAUCACUCCAGGCUCCAUCGCCGACGCUGACGCGAUCCGCACCGUCCUUGCGCCUGCCACGCACGGCCCGGUAUCUCAGAUCAUCUUCGGCAUCGGCGGGAGCCCGAAGCUCCAGUACUCGCUGACCGCGCCGGUGACGUUGGACAACGUGCAUAUCUGCGAGACGGGCACGCAAGCAAUCCUCGACGUACUCAAAAGUAUGCUAGCCGAAGGCGUGGUGAAGAGAGAGCAGAGACCACGCAUGAUGGUGAUUAGUACCACGGGGGUCAGCCCACGCGAGGACGUGCCCUGGAGUAUGCGCUGGAUGUACCACUAUACUCUCUCUGUACCGCAUGCGGAUAAGAAGAAGAUGGAAGAGGCCGUGAUAAAGGGGUGUGAGGGUGCGGAAGCAUCGUUGGGUGGAUUUACGGUUGUGCGGCCAACUCUCUUGACGGAUGGUGUGGAGAAGGGGGUCGGGAGUGUACGGGUUGGGUGGGAAUAUGCUGGGGGACAGUUGACCGCUGACGGAAAGGAGGAGGCGCCGGGGCCAGCUGUUGGAUACUCUGUGAGCCGAAGGGAUGUCGGCGCGUGGAUUGCGGAAGAGGUCGUCAAGGGGAAAGGAAAGUGGGAUGGGAGGUGUGUGAGUUUGACAUACUAGAGCAUAACGGAUGAGAUGUGUUAGGACAUGCUCUGUGGGGUUUUUAUGAUACCAGCUUCUUUUAGAUUUAUGUACGAGCAAUCAAUCUCUUGUCGAUUUGUAUGUGUUUCUUGGUCGAUGUCAUAACAACUUUGGAAAUGAAGGGUCACAGGAUAAUCAAUUUCUACGUAGUUAAAAUUGCU
Molecule: messenger RNA, 1276 nt
Organism: Pseudovirgaria hyperparasitica
Lineage: Eukaryota; Fungi; Ascomycota; Dothideomycetes; Acrospermales; Acrospermaceae
Exons: 3
Coding region: 270-1094 (274 amino acids)
Source: RefSeq, a predicted model, not a curated record